This is a messenger RNA of Erythranthe guttata (spotted monkey flower), 1475 nucleotides long. RefSeq names its product peptide transporter family protein. NCBI's taxonomy places the organism in Eukaryota, Viridiplantae, Streptophyta, Magnoliopsida, Lamiales, Phrymaceae. The record is from RefSeq and is a predicted model, not a curated record.
ACAUAUCUAUUUUUUUUAUUUAAUCAAUAAAAACAGAUUACAUAAAUAGAAAUGGAUUUUAAUUGGCUUGGGCCUUAAUAAAUUUAAAACAUAAACAACCCCAAAAUAAAAACAUCCCAAACGUAAAUAUUCAGGCCCAUCGGAAAACCCUCCUGAAUCAACGAAACGGCGUCGUUUCAGAAAUUUCAAAUUCAAAUCCACCCAAUGCGCGGCUUCUCCACCACUCUCACCAGCCGGCAUCCUAGAGAAGAAGAGCUCAAAUCGGAGUUAAAUGAAUUCGCCAUUCGCCUACACCGUCGACGAUAAGGAUCUAGACGACGCCGCUUUAUGGGCGGUGAUCGACUCCGCCGCCGCCGCCUCGCUUUCGUCGUCCUCCUCCGCCUCCAUCACCACUCCCAAAACCCGCACCAAACACCUGACCCCAAUUGCAUUUCCCAUCACCUCCCCCGAACAAAAAUUCCCCAACCACCGCUAUAAUUACAACCCUAGCCCCGACGGCGAGGUGGUGCAGAAUCACCGCCCGCACAAGAUUGCCAGAACCACCACCAACUCGCCGCGCGUCCCCGAUUCCAGUCCUCCACAAAUGAUGGUGGUGAAGCACGUUCCCCGCACCCCAACCAAUCCCUCGGCGUAUGUUACCAAUUCGCCGGAGUCGAUGAAUUUUGCAAUGACGAGUUACCACAGUCCUAAUUCGUCGACGGUGAGUUGUGAGAAAACUGAGUUGACUCACAGUUUGGCCGGUCCAUUUCCGUCUGUUUCUCUGUUCAAGGAGUACCAAAAUGCAGCUAUGGCGAUACUGGAGAAAAGUGAUUACACCAUGAUAUCUGGGAAUGCAUACAUUAAGAAGACAGGAUGGAGGAAGAUAGCAUUUUACUUCAACCUAUCUUUUGAAAUUAAAGACAAGACCAUCAAAUUCGACGAGAACCACAAUGUUCAGCGUGCUGAGUUUAUUGUUCGUGCAUACAUGCAGGGUGGGCGGUUUUCAGAUGGAUGGGGUUCGUGUGAACGACGGGAGAAAAAGUUUAUGAAACCAAAUCAUGAUAUUCCUAGCACAGCAGAAACUAGAGCAAAAAAUAGGGCAUGCCAGGACCUGCUUGGAAUUGGAGAGUAUCGGCCUGGCGCAAGGCAUGCUCAGGGGUAAAACAGGCAGAAAAAUAUGCAUGAUUGAACUUCGUAAAAGUACACAUUCGGAGCAAAUUUAUAAAUCUUCUCUUCCCACCGCAGUAGAGGGAAAGAUACUCGUAUGUAAACUAAAUGCACAACAAAUCGUUGUGUCUUUAAUACAUUUCUCAAAGAAUGGCUCUUCAUUCGUGUAGGUGUUGUCAAAGAAAAAGAAAAAAAACCUCGGCCUGAAAAUUUCGACAUACUUUCGUAAAGUAUGCCACCUUGCAUAAUCUGAAUUCAUUAUUAAUUGUAUUCAAAUGUAUCAAAAUAUUAUGUGUAAAGGUGAAAACAUCGACAUUUUCGUUCUUUAA